AUGAUUAUGAGUAAAGGUCGCCGUAGUCGAACGACCUUCUCUCGCUAUCAACUGCAAGCAUUGGAAGAGCUUUAUGGAACCACACAUUAUCCAGAUGUUUUUACGCGACAAAAACUGGCUGAUCAAAUUAAUCUCGCCGAAAGUCGUGUUCAGAUUUGGUUUAAAAAUCGCAGAGCCAAAAGUCGUCUUCAAGAGAAACAAAAAGUGCUAAAUGAAAGCGCAACAGUGGAUGAGCUGGCCAAUGAUGAUACGAUCUCACCGACAACGCAACAACGAAAGCAACAGCAAGAAAUUGCAAAACGCGAUUCUGACAAAAGUCCAUCACCGUCAGCGAUAUUAGAAUCGAUGAAGAAAAUAGCUGGAAAACAUUCGAAACCACUGAAUGCGAAUCUCGAGAACAUUCUCAAUAAUUUCAUCAACAGUUCAUCAUCGAGCAAUACGUCGAUUAAUGACCCUACUACA
Molecule: messenger RNA, 462 nt
Organism: Anisakis simplex (herring worm)
Lineage: Eukaryota; Metazoa; Nematoda; Chromadorea; Rhabditida; Anisakidae
Source: the annotation of a GenBank genome assembly